AUGCCAGUUGAUAUAAAUCGAUUGACAGAAGGUUGGCUAGAAUUGGAAAGUGACCCAGGUUUAUUUACAUUAUUGUUGGAAGAUUUUGGGGUAAAGGGUGUGCAAGUGGAAGAAAUAUAUGACUUGCAAAAAUCAUUAGAAGGUCCGGUAUAUGGAUUCAUAUUUCUGUUUCGUUGGAUAGAAGAGAGAAGAUCCAGACGUAAAGUUGUAGAACAAGAUGAGAGCUUUGUGAAAGAUGAGGAAAUUGUUAACAAUAUAUUCUUUGCACAACAGGUUGUGCCCAAUAGUUGUGCAACCCAUGCACUGCUUUCGGUGUUACUUAAUUGCCCAAAUAUUCAUUUGGGUACAACUUUAUCCAGAUUGAAAAUGCAUACAUCUGGAAUGUGUCCCGAGAACAAAGGGUGGGCAAUUGGUAACACACCUGAAUUGGCAUGUGCACAUAAUUCACAUGCAAUGCCUCAAGCCAAAAGACGCCAGGAUAAAAAUACUGGAGUCUCCACUGGUAGAUUUACCGGGGAAGCUUUUCACUUUGUCAGUUAUGUACCAAUCAAUGGUAGACUGUUCGAAUUGGAUGGUUUGAAACCAUAUCCCAUGGAUCAUGGUCCAUGGAAGGAACAUGAAGAGUGGACUGAACAGUUUAGACGUGUAAUCACUGAUCGCUUAGGGAUGGCAACAGGGGAACAAUUGCAGGAUAUAAGAUUUAAUUUAAUGGCUGUUGUUCCUGACAGGCGACUUGCUAUAUCUCAUAAAUUAACUAUGUUGAAGACUAACAGGCAGAUAGUACUAGAGGCAUUGCAACAACUUGUUAAAUUAAGCCAUCAGGAUGGAACUGAAAAGAACACGAACGAUUCCGAGAAAUCGGAUAAACACUAUGAAAAAAGGAGCAAAACUGACGAUGAAAAUAUUUUGUCUAAUAAAUCAGAAAUCGACGAAUCCUCCUCUAUACCAGCUAUUACUGUUGAAAGAAGCGAUGUUGCAGGAGAUACAGAAGAGUCAGCUUCUGGUAUAACUUCUGGAAAGACUGAAUCCAAUGGUAUGGAAAAGGUAGUAAUGUGUGCAUUGGAUUAUGCUACUCCUCUUCGAAUUCAAACUUCACCAGCCCACAGCUCAUCCAGUACUGAUACAUCAUCCGAAAUCGGAUCGGCAUUUAAUUCUCCAACUCAAGCAUGGGGUUGGAAUUCUGGUCAGAGUAGUCCAACAUCCACAAAAGAUUUUAAAAAAUUUGUUGUGAUUAGAGUGGCUGGGGAUGAGAAAAACGAGGCAGGAUUAAGUCGUUCUCUUGGGAAUAUUAAUAUAAACGGAAAAAGAUUAGUCUCUGACAGCGGCCACCUACACAAAAAGGUUUGCUUAUCUGGCGAAGUUAGAAUACCACACGCGAGGGUGAAAACUAGUAACGGUGACACCGUUACCGAAGAGAAAAAGGUUGAAAAAAUUGAUCCGAAAUUAUGUUCAAAGUAUCCAGAAUUAUUUGAACCACACACGUUUGCGCCCAAAGAUCUUUUAGCAUUAUUGAAGAAUUUAGAGCAUGAAAUAAGUAUUUGUGAAACUAGCUUGAAAGAUGAAAAUGAUAAGAGGAACAAAUACAAGAUUGACGAUUGUCGUAGGACACACAAUUAUGAUGAGUUCAUUUGUACCUUUCUUUCGAUGCUCGCUCAACAAGGUAAAUUAGCAGAACUGGUUCAACAACACUUGACCUUAAAGAAGCAUACUUCUGUGUCAGUGAACAGGGUUCACAGAUCUUCAAAGAAGACGGACACUCGUCCAAACUCCUCGCGCAGACGUCGUGGUAGAACCAAAUGUAAGAAGCGGAAAUAAUUUAAUUAAGUUGAAACAGAAAUUGGAGUUAGCCUACCUAUGGAAUUGU
Molecule: messenger RNA, 1864 nt
Organism: Dufourea novaeangliae
Lineage: Eukaryota; Metazoa; Arthropoda; Insecta; Hymenoptera; Halictidae
Gene: calypso
Product: ubiquitin carboxyl-terminal hydrolase calypso
Exons: 8
Coding region: 1-1815 (604 amino acids)
Biological process (GO): ubiquitin-dependent protein catabolic process; protein deubiquitination
Cellular component (GO): cytoplasm
Molecular function (GO): cysteine-type deubiquitinase activity
Source: RefSeq, a predicted model, not a curated record